This is a messenger RNA of Sus scrofa (pig), 4852 nucleotides long. The record is from RefSeq and is a predicted model, not a curated record. Lineage: Eukaryota; Metazoa; Chordata; Mammalia; Artiodactyla; Suidae.
GGGACCGUCUGGCGUCGUGGGCCAGCUUGAGCCCAGGGGUCGCUCCUGAGCGGCCCGGAUGCCCAGCAGGCGCUCCCCUACCUCUGCUCCAGGGAGGGUAGGGUCGUCACUACCCCGGCCCCCAGCUGCCCUGAAGGGUCCCCAACUCUGGUCUGAAACUCCCCUCGCGUCUCUGCCUCUCUCCUGGGACUGAGGACCGGAGCCGAAAUCGCCCGUCAGGGGAGCGCGUCUCAGCUGCGCCAUCCCGGCCACGACCAGGGCCGGGACCAGGGCUCGAACUAGGGGCGAACCUUGCGCUCAAAGGCGGCUCUGCGGCCACCUGCCCUCUGCCGGCACCUCGGGCGCCUGUGUGCGCAGAGCUCCUGGGUCCCGGGCCACCCUCGUUACCGGAGCUUAGGGCAGAAUGAGCGCCUCGAAGGAAGCAAAGGCGCCACGAGCGAGGCUACUUUUUUAAAAACAAAGAUUGUACCGAGGAGCCUGUUCUUUAUUUGAGCGCCUAAUACCCGACGGCCUUCCUCUCUGUCGUUUAGUGUCCCCAGAGGUCAUUUUUACCUACACGGUCACCCAUCCUGAGGAUUCCCUCAUCCAGCAGGCUCCCUCUAACCCGCCAGCGAGUCUCUGGGGAACAGAAACGCAGGGCGUAUAGUCCUUUAUCAGCGGUUGGGGUUAAAGGGCUCACCCCUCAGAGCAGCUUUUAGUAGAUGCCACCAAAUCCUCUUCCCUGUGCUUCCUGGCUUCCAGCAGGGUGGACACGCUCCUCCACUCCAGAUGCCAUCGCAGUGUCCCCCCCAGCCUCGCCUACACCUGGGUUUUUCAUCUUUUGCCGGGCGGAUCCACCAAACAGUACUCUUGCAUUGCGAGUUCAAUUUUUAAAUUUGAUGAUUAGCUUUCAUGUGUAAUCGGCCAUUUUAAUGUGUUCUUUUUUUUCCUCUCCCGGGUUGGUCUUUUGCUUGCAGGUUGUUAGAGUUCUUUUGUGAUAAAGGCUUUAAACCCUUUGUCUCAUACUUUGCAAUCACGGAAGCUUGUUUGUUUUUAAUGCAUUUGAAUAGAUCUGGCGUGUCUCUUGAGAAUUUUCCCUUUGGUGUCUUGCUGCUCCACCCCAAGGCUAUGGAACUGUCUCCUUUGACUUUUAAGCCUCUCGACACUGGAUGCAUUGAGUGGUUAGUGCGCCCCACAGUUGCUGGGGGUCCAGGGUCUGGAGACCUCUGGGUGGGUCUGUGACGUCUGUCCUGUGAGGUGAGCAAUAACCCGGCACUGUCUGUGGCCUCACCAGAGGCAGCCAUUGUCCCUUACAUCUGUGAACUUCCUGCUGGCAGCUCAGAGGGGUGAUGGCGACAGUCCAGCCCUCUCUCCCCCACAGAGCACAGCAGGUCGGAGGCAGGGCUGUGCUCCCCUCCCUCCCCCUGGCUGUCCCUUUGCAGGACUCAGGGGGCACUUGGUCCCAGUGGAGAAGGCUGGGAGAUACAUCCUGGCCCACAGAGCUGCCUGGAGGCGUCCAAACACUCUGGGCUGCAGCCUUACCUGCCCAUCCUGCGUAAGGGGCACAGUUGUCCUUUCCGGCGAGUGGGCGUGAAGAUAAAAGGAGAUCUUGGGGGAGUCCCUGUUGUGGCUCAGUGGGUUAAGAAUCUGACUAGUACCCAUGAGGAUGCGGGUUCGAUCCCUGGCCUUGCGCAGUGGGUUAAGGACUCAGUGUUGCCGCAAGCUGCGGUGUAGGUCACAGGAGCUGCCUGGAUUGGGCAUUCUGUUGCGAUGGCUGUGGCAUGGGCGGCAGCUGAAGCUCCAAUUCCACUCCUAGCCUGGAAAUGUCCAUAAGCUGCAGGUGCAGCCGGAAAAAGAAAAAAAAAAAGCAGUCUUGGGUGAGAAGGGGCUCAGUGUAGGACACGGCACUCCAGGACAUGAAGGAUGGCUAAAGAGAGAAGCCACAGUCCUGGAACCCACCCAGGAAGCCUCCCCGACAGGGUGGCUGGGCAGCCCGGAAGACUUGGAGAAGAGAGAGGUGACUUGGGGCCGGGUGGGACAGCAGGGCUCCUCAAGGACCGACUCUCCAGGGAGCUUUGCAGUUUCCCACUGUCCACUGGGUGCUGUGGGUUCCUCCCCACGCGGCCAGUUUUGAGUAAUGAACUUGGAAUGUGCCGUUCCCAGCCCCAGGUCCUGACACACUGUUCCCCACCCUGGAUGUCCUUCCUCGGUGCUCUGCCCCCCUGGCUCGCUCUUGUCAGGUCUCCCUCCCGUGGGGACCCCCUCCCCGGUUUCAGCCCCUUGGGUUCUUAGCUCUCUGGGGCAGGUUGCGUGGGUCUAGACCUUGGCUGAGCAGCUGAUCUCUAGCAAGGCCAACACCCGCUCGUGAGCCACGUGAUCCGGGGCAGGUGAGUGGGAAGCGGAGGAAAUGCAGGUGCGAUUGAGUUAAAGCAUCCCUCGUAGUGCUUUCCUAUGGCCUCGUGUGCAGACGAAAUGAGGUGGGCGCUGUGUCGCCGGGCCUCUGCAAGUGUUUGCUGGGAUGACAGUGGUUCCUUCCUGUGGUCAGGCCCAGUCCUCCCCAAGGCAGGGACGCCUCUCCGGCUCCGUUAUCCUCCAGCUGAUGCCAUGUUCCCAGCCCGGGAAAUCCUGGUUGUAACCAUCAACGUCUCUUUGCAGAGGAGCCCCCAGAGUGGGGCUCCAAGAGGGGACGUGACUUGCCUAGGGCCUCCCAGCUCAGAGGCCACAGAGGCCAAGUUGGUGUUUGGGUGCAGAUGUGCUCCAUGCCAGCCAGGGGGCUGCCAUGACCCUGCCAAGCUCCUAGGUGGCUACUGGAUGCUCAAUAGGGACACUGACCUUGGAAUCAGAACCCAGGAAGUCCUGGCAGAGAGCUGGCUGCAGCGCUUCUCAGGCAGGACCAAAGUCCCUCUCCAGAUCCUGGGGAAUGGGGAUGGGUCUCCCAGGCCAGGGCUGAGGCGCCCUGUGCCACGAGGCGGGGAACAGAGCCAGCAAGACUCUGGUCCUGUCAGAGCUCAGAGCCGGGCGUGGCCAUAGGAGUGGAAGUGGCUUAAGGAUCCGACGUUGCUGUGGUGAGCUCUGGUGUAGGUCACAGAUGUUGCUGUGACUGUGGCGUAGGCUGGCAGCUGAACCCCGAUUCAACACCUAGCCUGGGGACCUCCAUAUGCCGCAGGUGUGGCCCGAAAAAAAAAAAAAAAAGAAUCAAAGGAAAACAAGGAAGUAUGACUCGAUAUUUGCUUAGGAACGGUCGACGCUGGGGAUCUUGGGGUGGCAAGUGGUGAAAUCCAGAACAGAACUGGCCGGAGCUUGGGGUGGUGGGGGGAUUUGUGGCGUGUUCUCACCCAAUCAGAGAUGCCGGUGCCAGGGGUGGAGGGCAGGUCCAUUCUCUCCUCAACCCUCCACCACCCUGCUGUGCUCGGCCUUAUCCUCAUUGGCCGCCGGGGGAGUGGGGGGCUGGAGCCUGUGUCCACCCAGCUCUGAGAUUCCAGAGAGAAAAGAGGUGCCUCCCCCAACUCCUGCCCACCGAGCAGAGCAGCGCGACCCCACCUCGAGCCAGCCAGUCUCCUGCAGAGCUCCAAGUACCCGGCCAUCAAGGCCCUGAUGCGGCCGGACCCCCGUCUCAAGUGGGCGGUGACGGGGCUGGUGCUGGCGCAGCUGCUGGCCUGCUGGCUGGUGCGGGGCCUGGCGUGGCGCUGGCUGCUCUUCUGGGCCUACGCCUUCGGGGGCUGCGUGAACCACUCGCUGACGCUGGCCAUCCACGACAUCUCGCACAACGCCGCCUUCGGCACCGGCCGCGCCGCCCACAACCGCUGGUUCGCCGUCUUCGCCAACCUGCCCAUGGGCGUGCCCUACGCCGCCUCCUUCAAGAAGUACCACGUGGACCACCACCGCUACCUGGGCGGCGACGGGCUGGACGUGGACGUGCCCACGCGCCUCGAGGGCUGGCUCUUCUGCACGCCGGCCCGCAAGCUGCUCUGGCUGGCGCUGCAGCCUUUCUUCUACUCGCUGCGGCCGCUCGUCGUGCACCCCAAGGCCGUGACCCGCAUGGAGGUGUUCAACGCCCUGGUGCAGCUGGCGGCCGAUGCCACCAUCUUCGCCCUCUGGGGGCUCAAGCCCGUGGUCUACCUGCUGGCCAGCUCCCUGCUGGGCCUGGGCCUGCACCCCAUCUCGGGCCACUUUGUGGCCGAGCACUACAUGUUCCUCAAGGGCCACGAGACCUACUCCUACUACGGGCCCCUCAACUGGAUCACCUUCAACGUGGGCUACCACGUGGAGCACCACGACUUCCCCAGCAUCCCCGGCUGCAACCUGCCCCUGGUACGGAAGAUCGCGCCCGAGUACUACGACCACCUGCCCCAGCACCUCUCGUGGGUGAAGGUGCUCUGGGACUUUGUGUUUGAGGACUCCCUGGGGCCCUACGCCAGGGUGAAGCGGGUGUGCAAGGUGGCAGAGGACGGCCUGUGAGCCCGGCGCCCAGAGUGGACGGACCCUUCCGAGCAGAGGUGGGAGCUGGGCCUCUGCUGUCAGGCUGCUGCCUGGCCUCGCCCGGCCACACCCACCUGCCGCAGAGCUGGCUCUCCCUGUCCCCUCGCGGUCUAGUGCCCAGAACUGGUUUGGCUGCAUUUGGUUCCCGCACCCUGGCCUGUCCUCUUGGCCUCCGGAGCCCCGAGACCACGCCUGGCGACGGUGGGCACAGACCACAGCUUGGAGAAGCUUGGUCUGCACAUGGACGAAUGACCUCAGCUCGGGCCGCCCUUUCCAGGCCUCAGGGGCGAGGCCUGGCCCCACCCUGGCGCUCUGUCCCAGGGUCUCCAGGGAGCUGAUUUCUCUGGUGUUCCUGUGCCCUAAAUUAAACCCAGCCUUUGUUUUCAGGCUCACA